Molecule: messenger RNA, 557 nt
Organism: Hippocampus comes (tiger tail seahorse)
Lineage: Eukaryota; Metazoa; Chordata; Actinopteri; Syngnathiformes; Syngnathidae
Gene: urahb
Product: urate (5-hydroxyiso-) hydrolase b
Exons: 4
Coding region: 113-472 (119 amino acids)
Biological process (GO): purine nucleobase metabolic process
Molecular function (GO): hydroxyisourate hydrolase activity
Source: RefSeq, a predicted model, not a curated record
ACGACGACCUUUGACAGCAGGCUUGUUUGCAGUGCACGUUGGGUUGUCACACAUCGACAGGAGAGUUUGAGCAGCAGGCAAUUCACCAUCAGCUGUUGUUGCGGCGUCUCGGAUGAUGACGUCAAAGCGCAGCCCGCUCACCACGCACGUGCUCAACACCAGCGACGGCGUUCCCGCCGCACGAGUGUCCCUCAGCCUGCAUCGACUCGACUCGCAGCUCAAGCUCUGGAACAUGCUCAACAUGGGGAUGACCGACGAAGACGGCCGCUGCCCGGGUCUCAUCAGCCGGGAAGCAUUCUUGCCGGGAAUGUAUAAGUUGCGCUUUGAGACGGGCGCAUACUGGACCAGCCUGGAACGCGACUCCUUCUAUCCCUACGCUGAGGUGGUGUUCACUGUCACGGAUUCAAUGCAAAACAUCCACCUGCCGCUGCUUAUGAGCUGCUUCUCCUACAGCACCUACAUGGGAAGCUGAGGAUCGCCGCACCCCAUUGUCAUGAAAAGACUCGCGCACGCGCACACACACACACACACACACACACACACACACACACACACAC